AAGCUCAAAGAGAGGAACGAGGCUAGGAGGAUGGGGCUAAAUCUCGACUUGACCGUCCAGCUUGCGUAUAUACCGAAUCUUCUUCUCCUUCAGUUCCCCCUCCCAUGCCCAAACGGCCAUAAAUAACCUUUUAAAAGGACAAAAUAUUCAGCGGAGAGGAUAUCAAAAAACAUAAAAAUAAUAAAAAAGAAAAGAAAAUAAAAAUGAGGAGUGGGAUUCGAGUGCUGUGUAAAUCCUGCCUCCUCUCACUCCCCUCUCUAGCUGCAUCUCGAGCGAGGCCCAAAUCCUUCAGAACUCCCGCUUCGCCAGCCUCUAGGGUUUCUCGCAUGAUUAUGGAGUCUUCGUCUUCGCCUUCGCCUUCUGUUGAUGGCCCCGAGUCCUCUCCUACUUCUGCGCCUGCUAUUGAUUUCCUCUCUCUCUGUCACCGCCUCAAGACCACGAAAAGAGCUGGAUGGGUGAAGAGGAAUGUCGAGAAUCCGGAGUCUGUAGCUGAUCAUAUGUACCGCAUGGGUCUGAUGGCUCUUAUUGCUUCUGAUAUGCCCGGCAUCGAUCGAAACAAGUGUAUAAAAAUGGCAAUUGUCCAUGACAUUGCAGAAUCCAUUGUUGGGGAUAUAACUCCAUCAGAUGGAGUGCCAAAGUUGGAAAAGAGUCAAAGAGAACGGGAAGCCUUAGACCAUAUGUGCCAUUUACUUGGUGGAGGAUCACAGGCCAAGGAAAUAAAUGAGUUGUGGAUGGAGUAUGAGGAAAAUUCUUCUCCAGAAGCUAAGGUUGUCAAAGAUUUUGACAAGGUGGAGAUGAUCCUUCAAGCCCUAGAAUAUGAAAAUGAGCAAGGGAAGGACUUGGACGAGUUUUUCCGGUCAACAGCUGGGAAGUUCCAGACUGAGCUCGGAAAAGCUUGGGCAGCAGAGAUAGUGUCAAGAAGAAGAGCCUAGCUUCUGGCCAAAAGCCUUGGUUAUAGAAGCUCUUGUUUUCAAAUUGGACCUGUGUUUAAUGGUUUGCGGACUUGAUUAUUCCAGUAUUCUGAUGCUUGAAGCUCUUGCCCAUUGGAUGUCAUUGAGAACAAAGCAAACUAUUAUGUGAAACAUUUUCCCCAUGUGUUCAAUUCCGGUUGCUAAUUGGACUUUGUGAUUUGGGAUGUUCAAUUGGCAUAAGUGAUGGCAGUGAAGGAUUUGUCCCCAAACUUCCCUUCACUUAACCUGCUUCUGAAAGCCUCAUGAACUGGUGAAGUUUACCUCCUCAAAUUUUCCCUCCCUCAUUUUCUUGUUCUUUCCCGCAUUUUCUGCAAAUAAUUAAUUGGAGUGGUUAGCAAUGGUCGCCAGGAAAAAGAAAAAAAGGGUGCAGCCUUCUGCUGGAAUACAUUUUAUUGAUCUUCACUUGCGCAAAUUGGUGCUGCAUGAAAUUGUCUGGACUGAUCUGCAAUCACUUGCGCAAAUUCUGCUCCGGUUUUAAGAAACAGAUCUGUAAUCAUUUGCAGUGUCCUCUCAUAGGGUUUAGAUUUUCGCAUGUGACAAAACACACCUCCAAUCAUUAAAAAAUGGUAAUGUCUCGUAGAAGCAUAUUAACGUGAGAUAGGACAUGUCAUUAAAUUACUUAUUUUUCUUCUUGAAUCAGUUUUCGAUAUUUCAAUAUGUUUCUUCUAAUGGAUUAAUUUACAUUUAAAAAAAAAAAAAUCUGUUUAUGCUCACAAUGUGUUUUCCCUCCUUGUAUAUAAUCUGUUUAUGCAAAUAAUGAAUAUUAAUUAUGUUAAUUUUCA
This is a messenger RNA of Malania oleifera, 1753 nucleotides long. RefSeq lists its product as uncharacterized. Bases 204 to 932 code for a protein of 242 amino acids. The transcript is spliced from 8 exons. The record is from RefSeq and is a predicted model, not a curated record. Gene Ontology annotation, molecular function: 5'-deoxynucleotidase activity. Gene Ontology annotation, cellular component: cytoplasm. Lineage: Eukaryota; Viridiplantae; Streptophyta; Magnoliopsida; Santalales; Ximeniaceae.